This is a messenger RNA of Abrus precatorius (Indian licorice), 781 nucleotides long. RefSeq names its product nuclear transport factor 2A-like. The transcript has 2 exons. Gene Ontology annotation, biological process: nucleocytoplasmic transport. The record is from RefSeq and is a predicted model, not a curated record. Gene Ontology annotation, cellular component: nuclear pore central transport channel. Bases 90 to 467 code for a protein of 125 amino acids. NCBI's taxonomy places the organism in Eukaryota, Viridiplantae, Streptophyta, Magnoliopsida, Fabales, Fabaceae.
AGAGUGAAUUGGUAUUUAAAAGAGUGCGUGAGAGUGAGGCAGAGAAGAGAGAAGAGAGAAGAGAGAACAGAGAAAGAGGCGGCGAAACAAUGGCGAUGGAUCCAGACGCACUGGCAAGGGCAUUCGUUGAACAUUACUACUCAACCUUCGACGCAAAUCGUGCUUCUCUCGCUAAUCUCUAUCAAGAAGGUUCAAUGCUUUCAUUCGAAGGUCAAAAGAUUCAAGGCUCUCACAACAUCGUCGCCAAACUCACCUCUCUUCCCUUCCAACAGUGUCAACACUCCAUCACCACCGUCGAUUCCCAACCCUCCGGCGUCAACGGCGGCAUGCUUGUCUUCGUUAGCGGCAACCUCCAACUCGCCGGCGAACAGCAUGCCCUCAAGUUCAGCCAGAUGUUCCAUUUGAUACCAACGCCACAGGGAAGCUAUUAUGUGUUGAAUGACAUAUUCCGUUUGAACUAUGCUUGAAGAAAUGGAAAUAGAAGUUUGCCUACAGCUGUUUUACUUCAGACAUUUGAAAUUGAAAAUGAGUUCUUUUUGGUUCGUGUUGGACGCAUAAUUGUGCCUCUUGUGUUUAGCAUUUUCUGUUGUGAUUGGUCAAAACGCUUGCAAGGAUAAAUUGUUCAAGAUCCAUGCAUAUUGUUGGUUGAAAACUCUAAUAUAUUUGCUCCGAAUGUCCCGUACAAAUUUAUUACUUAGAAUUUGUUUAUGCAUGUCUUCUCAUUUAUAUAUUUUGUAUUUGAUUUGAUUGCCAAAACUAAAUGUUGGUUCUCAUCAUUCAG